GGCCACAGCCACCGCUGACAGCAGCCCCGGUGCCGCUGAGCAGUCGCGUCCCGCGCGGCGCUCUUCCCAAGUGCGAAGCAUGCCACUCCGCGUGGAAAUACUUCCGCCGCAGCCGCUUUCCACCUGUGGCUAACGAUUGCCUCAAAGGGACAUGACGUCGCAACCCGGAGCGCCCGUCCGUGGGACGCGCCGGACCGCUCGCACGUUUCUGAUUCUUGUUAUCUCGCUCACUUUCCCCAGUGCUCUGUGUCAGGUGUUUCAGCACAGCAAAAUUUCUUUGCCCGGAGCUGCGCUAGAAACGAGGGAGGAGGCGCUGAAGCUGAAAGGGCCCCACCGUCCGCCCGAGAUCUUGGUGCUCGCGCCGGAUGACGACAUGUUUCCUUACUCGUUGCACAAGGUCGUUCCCGCGGUGAUGGUAGCCGUCGAUUACCUGCAGCACAGCAGAAACCUCACGCUCGUGGUAAACUACAACAACACCAACUGUUCGUCGUCGCACGGGCCGCUGCUGGCGUUCGACCACUACAUCGCCGGCAAGGUGGACGUUUUCCUGGGGCCGACGUGCUCCUACGUGCUGGCGCCGGUGGCGCGCUACAGCGCCGAGUGGGACCUGCCCGUGCUCACGUCGUCCGGCCAGAACGACAACUUCGACAUGAAGCACCCCAACUACCGCCUGCUGACGCGCAUGAACGGCUCCUUCACCCAAGUGGGGCAGCUUUUCAUCGAGACGCUGCGCCGCUUCGGCUGGCAGGUGGUCGCUUUCCUCUUCCACGAGUUCCGCGAGCGGACCAAGGGCCACUCGGACUGCUUCUUCAACCUGGCCGCUGUUUUCAACGCUCUCGGGGGUGGGCAAAUGUUCCACCAGAAGUUUGACGAAGAAGAUCCGAGCCUAGACCUCGAAACGCUCAUGCAACAGGUGGCACGUAACGCUAGAAUCGUCGUCAUCUGCGCAUCACCCGACACGGUGCGAGAGAUUAUGCUCACAGCAGAUGAUCUUGGCAUGGACAACGGCGACUUCGUAUUUUUCUCCGUGGAAUUAUUCACCACGCGCAACACGAGCAACACGCGGCCAUGGUACCGGGAGACCGACACAGCAGAGCGCAACCACCGCGCUCGGAAAGCCUACGAGGCGCUGCUCGUGGUGCAGACGCGAAUCCCCGAGACGUCCGAGUUCUCGCACUUCAAGCAGGCUCUGCAGGAGACAGCUCGCAAGGAGUUCGAGUUCGACUACAACACGGACGAGGUGAACCCUUUUGUCUCCGCCUUCUAUGAAGCCGUAAUUCUGUACGCCCUGGCCAUCAACGAAACCAUAAUCGACGGCAUGCCCAUCACAAAUGGAAGUUACAUUACACAAAAAAUGUGGAACAGAACAUUUGAAGGAAUCACGGGCGCAGUGAGAGUGAACGAGAAGGGAGACCGAGACUUGGACUACUCGAUCCUGGACAUGAACCCGGAGACAGGCCAAUAUCACGUGGUUGCCAACUACUUGGGAAUGCGGCACGAGUUCGUGGACGUGCCCAACCGCACCAUUCACUGGGCCGGAGGGCGCACCUCGCCUCCUCCCGAUGUACCCCGCUGUGGAUUCGAUGGAUCGCAGUGCGCCGACGAAAGCCAAGGCAAAUACAUGAUCAUCACCUCAGUACUUGGAACCCUGAUGAUCAUAGUCUGCCUCGCCUCCUUCUUCGUUUACAGGCACUUUAAGUUGGAAGCGGAGCUUGCAUCCAUGACAUGGAAAAUUCGGUGGGAGGACAUCAAUCAAACACUCUCCAACAAGCACGGGGCCUUCGGAUCAAGAAUCAGCUUCGGAAAAGCGGGUAGCAGCACGUCGUCAGAAACGCUGGCGCUGCGAAAUGACAGACAGAUGUUCAUUCGAACUGCCUACUACAAGGACACCCUCGUGGCAAUUAAGCCAUUGAACAAGGCAAGGAUAGACAUCACCAGAUCCCUUCUUCUGGAGCUGAAAUACAUGAAAGACCUCCAGCACGACCACAUUGUUCGGUUCAUUGGAGCUUGCAUUGAUCCACCGCACUGUUGUCUUGUCAAGGAGUACUGCCCGAAAGGAAGCCUUCAGGACAUCCUGGAAAACGAGGAGAUUAAGCUGGACUGGAUGUUUCGCUUCUCCCUCAUGCACGAUCUUGUCAAAGGCAUGGCGUACCUGCACAACAGCGAGAUUCACAGCCACGGUAACCUGAAGUCGUCGAAUUGCGUGGUCGACAGCCGUUUCGUGCUCAAGAUCACAGAUUUUGGGCUGCACAACUUGCGCGCCUACGACGAGAACGAGAACGAAGACACUUACGCCUACUGGAGGAGGAAGUUAUGGACAGCACCAGAGCUUCUACGAUCCCCGGAAGCCCCCGUAAGCGGGACGCAGAAAGGGGACGUUUACUCGUUUGCAAUCAUUUCGCACGAGAUCGCCGUUCGCCAGGGAGUUUUCUACUUGGGAAAUAUUGACAUGAGCCCCAAAGAGAUCGUGGAACAAGUAAUAUCUGAAUCCAAGCCACUUUUCCGGCCUGUGUUCGACGAAGUCGAGUGUCCGGACGAAGUUCGACAACUUAUCACAAAAUGCUGGGCUGGUGACUCAAAUGAGAGACCCGACUUUCAGUCUUUGAAACCGCUUAUCAGAAAGCUGAAUAAAGAAUCCGAGAGCGGGAACAUCCUGGACAACCUCUUGUCACGGAUGGAACAGUACGCCAACAACUUGGAGUCUCUCGUGGAAGAAAGAACUGCUGACUAUCUCGAAGAAAAGAGAAAAGCCGAAGAUCUACUUUACCAGCUCUUGCCUAAAUCAGUAGCGAGCCAGCUCAUUAAGGGUCAAGCAGUCCGUGCUGAAUCAUACGACAUCGUCACCAUUUACUUUAGCGACAUCGUGGGAUUUACAUCGCUAUCUGCCCAAAGCACUCCUAUGCAGGUGGUGGAUUUGCUCAACGACCUUUACACCUGCUUUGAUUCUGUGAUUGAAAGCUUCGACGUCUACAAGGUAGAAACAAUAGGCGACGCCUACAUGGUUGUCUCUGGCUUGCCGGUCAGGAACGGCAUCAUGAAUGCACGUGAAAUCGCCCGGAUGUCACUUGCGCUCCUCAAGCAAGUGCUCUCAUUCAAGAUUCGGCAUCGGCCAGGAGAGCAGCUGAACUUACGCAUUGGCAUUCACACUGGGGCAUGUGCAGCAGGUGUUGUUGGAUUGAAAAUGCCACGGUACUGCCUUUUUGGGGACACUGUGAACACGGCUUCAAGAAUGGAAUCGAAUGGACUGCCGCUUAGGAUACAUGUCAGCUCAUCGACAAAGGAAGUUUUAGAUACAUUCAAAACGUUUCAACUGGAGUUACGCGGCGAAGUCGAAAUGAAGGGCAAGGGUAAGAUGACGACCUACUGGCUGCUUGGUGAGCAAGAUAGGGACAACAGCUCCACCGGUCCCCUCACACCUACGGUCCCAUCGACAGAAGUGCGCAAGGAGACCAAAAUAUGACCCACAAACUGCGUAAAGUUUGCUGCGUCAGCGCCGUCCGCCGCUCAAUCCUGACAUUCACGCGCUGAGCAGUGCGCCCACCAUCGUGUUCUCUGCGCCGGUACCAUUUUCUAGCUCGACACGGACGCCUCUGAGACAGCGGCUUCGGUGAUGUUGUGUUGUGCCCACGCACUUGAAACAGUGAGAAACGAAUACCGACUUCGACCUACGACGCUCUCCUCAUGUGGCGCCAAAGACACCGGCGUCCAGCGGACGUUGUGUGCAUUUCUUCCGGUGGCUGGUGUGCUUUCCCCGAAACAUAGCAGACCGCUUCCCGCCUAUGAGAACUUGUUUGUAGCAAGCUGUCUUGCGCAGGCCACAAAUCUGACCCUGUAUACCCCCGAAAACACCAGCGACUGAAUGAUCAUGCAAAGCGGUGGCAUUUGAAGGGCUUCGAGGUAACCACAUUAAAUAAGGAUACGGGAUGGAGCUAUCGCAGCGGCAUUGGUUGCACAAUGGCGAAGAUACAUUGCGUUCACUCCGCGAUACCUUCGAAGACCGCUUGCGAAUUAAGGACACACUUCUAGCUGUCUGUUCCAUUUGUAGAAAGUCUCAAGCUGUCGUACUGCUAGAUUUCUAGAAGAAAAAGCAGGUGUUGCUUUCGUGAUGCGAGCUUAGAGCGAACGUUGGCUUCCCCUCCUGUACACAACCCGUCCGUCACUAAUUAUGGAACCUGUAGAUGCCAUUUUAUUCCUGAAAAGCACAAGCCAACAAAUUCUCAUCAUUACCUCCGCUAUGUCUAGCGGAGAUAAUCACGGCAGACACCAUUUAUUCCAACCCUUCUAAUCCCUGGUCCCGUCGAAUAGCUCAGUGACAAGAAAAAAAAAAAAAAAAAAGAGGGAGUAUCGUUCACCACCACCAGUUGGGUACAGUUGGCAUCUCGCGUCUUGUUUACUGGAGGCAGGAUAUGAAAGAGGGGUAAUAGAAACGUUCAUGAUUUUGCUUUAUUAGCAAAACAUGACAAAUAUAAAGCCGAACUUUUGCCUGUAAAAAUAACAUUUUACUGAUCUAAAGAAAAAACGAAAGCUUUCAGGUAUAGACCAAGUAAGCCCUCCUCUUUUCAGCACACACCUGUAUUUGCAAAAUUACAGAAACAAGAUAAGCAACUCCACUUUAUUCUCAACGCCCGCAGCUCUGGUUAAACACUAUUCAUUAUUGGUCACUAAGAAAGUUUCUUACAAUCGCCUACCUCCUGCUGUAAGCGCCGAGAGCCAAUUAGAAGUGUAGAGAAAAUCCGUCGCCGACAGCGGAGACGCAACUGAGCUAUGUGGUGGAGCGCAUCGUCAGAUCUGUGGCUCCACCUAUGUUUGCCGCAAGAAAACACUUGGCAAGCAAGGUGAAGCUUCUGUCGAGCGGCAAACCCAAUAGAUCAAAUAAUUUAUUAUCGCUGCAUACUUUGCGUCUUAUCCUGUUAUACUGUAUUAUACGUAUUUAGAAAGGUUACAUAAAGGAGGGAAACUACUUAGCCAUUAAAGCAUUGUCUAAUGCCAAACACUCAAAAACGCAGGUGCCCCAGGUAAUUUUAUGGCCCAGAUUUAUCAUGUCGCUCAUUGCCCAUACCUUUUUAUUAGUUUGUGUUUAUUAUAUCCGUUCACUCGACGACAAAUCGGAUUUGUUCAUUUUUUUUUGUCUGUGUAUUUGUUGGAGGAACAUCGGCAGUUUCUUGAUUCGAAAGCCUAAAAACAGUACUUUCCCGAUCUUUGGUGUCACGUUAGGAGGUUUGAAACAGUUUUAAGCAAACCUGACAGAGUUCUUUUUCUUUCUGAGCGACGCUUUUGCAAAGAUAAAGGUAUUACUGGGACUGCACGGAUAGAAAACGACAAGGGAUGCAGCAAACGGCCAUUUUUUCUCAGAGCAGCCAAAAGUGCAGCCAUGUACUCGGCUCUACGUCCUCAUCAUUCACUUUCCCACUCAAGUUUUGCGUACACAGCUGUGUCAUGUUGUCUAUCUGCGCCGCAGGUCUUGAGGCGGAGUUCCAGAGUUGUGUUUCUGCACAGGGCGCCUGGUGUAUUGAUCAGGAUAUCACAUUUUGGUGCAGAGCUCGCGAGCAGACAUGACCAUUUCAACCUUCUAUAGUUAUACGAAGCUAAAAUGAUUGAAGAUCUUCAAUGAACUCUUGGACACGCUGAAACCGUUUGAGUACGUGUAUAAAGGUACAGAAAGAAAGAAAAUGUCAAAAGAAAAAGAAAAGUUUCAGCGCUCGCGCCUGCAUGUUGCAGAUAUUCCUCUUGCUGAUAUGGGCGUCUCAGAUAUCAGGAUAGAUGCUGUUUGGGGAUGUGCUAAAGUGUGAACAUGUCAUUACUCAUAGCUUGUUAACAUAUAACCGUUGUUGAGCCCUGUCGGGUACAAACUGGGCGGAAACAAUGCUGCUGGAGCUGCCGGCAGCUAACAUGAUAAUCUUUUUAAGAAUUAUGUGACUCAUAGUUGUCCUGUAAAUUUGUAUGUAAAUGAAUAGAUGAUGUGCCGUGAAGUAUUUUUUAAUUUAACCUGUGAGUCGUCGGGUCUUGAAUAUCUGUCUGAUGUUUUCCGAAUUAAAAAAACUAUUUUUACUGAGAUAUGCCCCAGGAACACCUAAAUGUAAUUUUAAUAAGAUUAAAAUCUAAACAUCUACGAAAUUAUUGAAAAUCUUAGCUUGUUAUUAAGCGGCUGCAUAACUAGUGCCGUUUACAAAGAUUGUGAUCUUUUUAGCGCUUAUCAAUUUUUACUGCAGAAUGAGUGAAAAUACGACCACCAGCAAAAGCUUCAUGUUGAACAAUGUGCCCAACGGCCACAGUGCAUUAAUGCGCAAAAGUAUAACCAUUAGCGUAUAAGUAAAGCCUCUUGUAGUUAUACACUAUUUCUGUAGUAUAUUUCUCAUUGCAGAUUACAUUUUACGUUAGUGUGCUGACCUCGAGCACUACAAACUACGUUGUUUGGUGCUCUGAGAUCUGAAACUAAUUACACGUACGACGCUACAUAUCUAAAGAAACGCGAUGAGUCAGCUGGUAUUGUGCAAUCGCUAACUGUGGACACGGGCAAAAAAUUCGAGACCGCUAAGCCUUUUCUCGUGAGUGCUUGUAUGCACACUCAAAACCAUAAUAAGCUCUUGCAAUUAUCCUGCGUGACGGCGGCCACGAUACAGUUUAAGCACAAAAAUGGAAAUAUUACGCCUUUCCGUUUGAUUAGCAUGAAUGUAUCGUAUGUGAUACCUGAACCACUCGUUUGAAUGCUUGUGAACGCCCUCGAACCCCUGUUUCUAACAUUAUUAGAUAGUUCACCGCCCUUUACAUGUGACAAUUGUUUUGACGGUCGUUUUACAAAGUUCAUGGGAAAGGGAACAAGCGCUGAAACAAUAAUUCCGGCUUUAAAUAUUACAGCUGCCAUCAUUUUACGCAUAGUUCUAGGACCAGAACAACUUGUUAGCGGAAAGCUUGUGAGCAACUGUCAGCGAAUAGGAAGUGUGCUUGCCGUAUCCCUUUUUUGUUUUCACAGGAAGUUAUUGCGACCUUAUUGGCGUUUUAUUCUCCUGACGCGCUACCACUUCAUCUUUGCAGAUAAGUUGUUUAGCACUGUUCUGUUCAGUAAACGCAUAAAUCCAAAAUAUUAGGCCAAUUUAAUAUGUUGCGUUCCACUUUUGCGAUUUUCUAAUGCUACGGUUCUUUCGCGGAAGAGGAAGUAUUUCUUCGGUGUUGAAAAUGUGUUGCAAUUAUACCCAGCAUUUAUUUGUUUCAGUUUCAGUCAUUGAACCUGCAAAUAGAGAAGGUACGUUCUUCUCCACACUAAUAUGACCAUCGUCUGUCUUUCAUUCAUAUUUACAAGCCUUGUGUAAUAAACGUUCGUUUGAAAACUGA
This is a messenger RNA of Dermacentor andersoni, 7329 nucleotides long. RefSeq names its product atrial natriuretic peptide receptor 1-like. Gene Ontology annotation, biological process: cGMP biosynthetic process; intracellular signal transduction; receptor guanylyl cyclase signaling pathway. NCBI's taxonomy places the organism in Eukaryota, Metazoa, Arthropoda, Arachnida, Ixodida, Ixodidae. Gene Ontology annotation, molecular function: guanylate cyclase activity; peptide receptor activity; protein kinase activity. Gene Ontology annotation, cellular component: plasma membrane. The record is from RefSeq and is a predicted model, not a curated record.